Messenger RNA from Striga asiatica, 2625 nucleotides. The record is from the annotation of a GenBank genome assembly. NCBI's taxonomy places the organism in Eukaryota, Viridiplantae, Streptophyta, Magnoliopsida, Lamiales, Orobanchaceae.
UUUCAUUUCCCUCACAUAUUAUUAUACAGUUGACUGGUCAAGUACUCUCUACUUUCCCCACCCUUUGCUCUCUAUCAUUUUUUUUUUUCGUUUGUUCUGUAAAACCCUAAUUCCCCAAAUUAAAUCCAUUUUCCGUCUCGUUUCUGUUGGUCAUCUGCAAAAUCUCCAGCUGUUUCUCUUUCUUCAUCUACAUGCAACCUCAUUUCCUUCCGAAAGCUUCAAUCUUUUUUCCCCAACCCCGUUUUCAAUUUCCUAAAGAUCGUCGAAUCCCUCCAUUCCCAUCGAGUUUUUCUUCAAAUUGAUUCUUGAUUCUUGAAAUUCAUUAGGUCCCCGGAGCGCAAAGCUGGCGAUUUGUUCCCGGUGCCGGUGAUGGCGGAUCCGCCACAAGUCCGCGGAGCUGGUGUUUGAAUUUUCGAUUUUCUCUGGUUUUGGGUUUGAGCUGACACUUGAAGAGGAGGCUGAGCCGUUGAACUCUCUUAAGGUUAGGGUAAAAUGCUGAGCGUGCUAAGGGUGCACCUGCCGUCAGAUAUACCGAUCGUGGGGUGCGAGCUGACUCCGUAUGUGGUUUUGAAGCGCCCCGAUAAGUCCAUCACUACAGAAGAUGUCACUGAGCUGAAUCCGGUUGACGGACAUUUCUUGACAUACAAAUGGUACCGUGUGCAGAGUGACCGAAAAGUUGCAGUCUGCAGCGUCCACCCAACCGAGCAGGCAAGCUUGCAGUGUAUCUUAUGCGUCAAGGCGAAAAUACCCGUCACCAAGAGCUACCAUUGUUCCUCGAAAUGUUUUGCCGACGCCUGGCCCCACCACCGUGUCCUCCACGAACGUGCUGCCAGCGCUGUCAGCGAAAACGGCAAUGAGGAGGAUGAGAUUUUAAUGCAAAACGGCAGUGGUGUGAGCCUGCCGACUUCUCAGUCGAACCCCAACCUAGCCAACAGCAGCGCAACCCUCUACCCGUCUGCGGUUGCUCAGAGGAACGGCAGCGAGACAUGGUUCGAGGUUGGGUACCACAAAACGUACACGCCUACAGUCGAUGACAUUGGCCACGUUCUUAAAUUCGAGUGCGCCGUGGUUGAUGCCGAGACGAAGCUGGCCGUGGGGCCCACCAAUACGCUGCUGACCUCUCGCGUGAUCCCGGCGCCCUCCCCCAGCCCGCGGCGAUUGAUCCCGCUGAGUGGGAUGGACGUGCCUGGGAGUUUGGGUGUGGACGGAAGGAUUAUGUCGGCUGGAGCUUUUACGGUUCUCUCGUACAAUAUCCUGUCAGAUAAGUAUGCUACGAGCGAAUCAUAUAGCUACUGCCCUAGUUGGGCUCUUUCGUGGACCUACCGUAGGCAGAACCUCUUGCGGGAAAUAAUUGGCUAUCAUGCGGAUAUAGUUUGUCUUCAAGAGGUUCAAAGUGAUCAUUUUGAGGAAUUCUUUGCUCCGGAGAUGGAUAAACAUGGGUAUCAAGCUUGUUUUAAAAGGAAAACAGCAGAGGUUUUUGUUGCGUCCAUCAAUACUGUUGAUGGCUGUGCUACUUUCUUCCGUCGUGAUAGAUUCUCUCACGUCAAAAAAUAUGAGGUUGAGUUCAAUAAAGCUGCACACUCUCUAACUGAUGCUUUGGUUCCUAGUGCACAAAAGAGAAAUGCUCUAAAUCGGUUGGUCAAGGACAAUGUUGCGUUGAUUUUAGUCCUUGAAGCCAAGUUUGGUAGCCAAAGUAUUGAUAACCCGGGGAAGCGUCAGCUUGUUUGUGUGGCAAAUACACAUGUAAAUGUGCCUCAAGAGUUGAAAGAUGUCAAACUUUGGCAGGUUCAUACAUUAUUGAAAGGUCUGGAAAAAAUUGCUGCUAGUGCAGACAUCCCAAUGUUGGUCUGUGGUGAUUUCAGUUCGGUACCUGGAAGUGCCCCUCAUACUCUCCUUGCUAUGGGGAAAGUUGAUCCACUUCAUCCCGACUUGACUAUCGACCCCCUUGGAAUCCUUCGACCAACUGCUAAACUAACGCAUCAGCUGCCAUUGGUAAGUGCCUACUCAUCCUUUGCGAGAGGUGUGGUUGGUUAUGGCCUAGAGCAGAGAAGGAGAAUGGAUCCUGCUACCAACGAGCCUCUGUUCACUAACUGCACUAGAGAUUUUAUCGGCACCCAUGAUUAUAUAUUUUACUCAGCUGACUCCUUAACAGUGGAGUCCUUGUUGGAGCUCUUGGAUGAGGCUGACUUGCGUAAAGACACGGCCCUUCCUUCUCCUGAAUGGUCUUCUGACCACAUUGCACUGUUAGCUGAAUUUCGCUGUAUGCCCAGAAGGACUAGACGCUGAGUAAGAGGUCUGUCUUACCCAAGAGAUUAUUGCACACAAGAAAUUAGCUGGCAAUGAUAUUUGAAACAGAGGAAGUGAUUGUGAAGGUUGACCAUUGUACCCCUGUUCAAUUUCUAUAGGUGUAUGUAUGUUUCUCCUACUGGGGGAGAGUGUUGUUUGGCUGCCUUUGUGUUGUGCUAUAACUGUUGUACCCUAUAGAAAAAUACUUAUAGUGCCUUAUUUAGUUUUCCUCCCCUUCAAGUUGAAAUAAAGGGAAUUUGUCUUGUGCUCAAUUUCACUACAGUACCAUGUGUUUUUUCAUUUAGUUUGAAAGAAUUCCUUUUUCUUUUCCUUUUACAG